Molecule: messenger RNA, 519 nt
Organism: Telopea speciosissima
Lineage: Eukaryota; Viridiplantae; Streptophyta; Magnoliopsida; Proteales; Proteaceae
Exons: 1
Coding region: 1-519 (172 amino acids)
Source: RefSeq, a predicted model, not a curated record
AUGGAUGCCCAGAAACUGAUAUGCGCUGGGUAUCAACUACAAAAUGAGGCGGAAGUAUGGUGGAAGGCAACGAAGCCUAACUUAGAAGCGAUUCAUCCCAAUCCUACCUGGGAGCAGUUUAAAGAGGUUAUCUUUAAGAAUUAUUUCCCUAAGAGUUUAAGAGAUAAGAAGGAAGCCGAGUUCUUUGCUUUCGUGCAAGGAUCAAAGAUCAUGCUGGAUUACCAGCAACAGUUUGAAGAUUUGUUUCAUUUUGCCCCGAAACAUAUGAAGGGGGAAGCUAGCAAAACAAAGAAGUUUGAGAAAGGACUUAAGCCAAAGAUCGGGUCUAUGCUGUCAGUCUUAGACAUUCAGGACUACACUCAAAUGGUCGACAAAGCAAAGACUAUGGAGGAUAGACUAAAGGAGAAGGCUACAACGUCGCUUAGUUCGGGCAAAAGGCCCAACAACUAUCAGAAUUUUGGGUGGCCAAAUAAGGCUUUCCGAGGAGCCAGCUCGAGCCCCAACCCGAUACAAUAUUGA